AUGGCGAAUAAUGUAAAGUUAGAUCGCCGAUUUGACUGGGUUGGUCCACCGGAUCCGUUGUCCAAGAUAAGAUCGAUAAGGUAGGAGAUAAUUCGAUUAAGUUUAGCUUUAUUCAUCAUGGAUAAUAUAAAUAUCUGUUAUAGACAAUCUGAUUUAAUAAUCUGAAUGAAAAUGAUUACAGACUGCGUCGAGUGGAUAAUGAGACCAAUUUGGAGCGGGACUACCGGCUAGCGAGAGAGAGUCUGAAUGAAUGGAACUCGGACUUUUGGAGACGGCAUAAUCAAGAGUUCGAAAGAUGUAAAUCCGAGUUUGUUGCCAAGGUAUGUAACGAAUAAUAGUCCCAAAUGCUCUGUUUAGAAAAAAGAAACCCUUGGAAAGCUGACUCAGGUCUCCGCCGAAGAAAUGUCUGUCUUUUAUCGGGAUUUCUUGAACCAAAGAAGAUCGGAACUCGCAAAUUACAACAGGUAAGGAGUGAGUGAAGUAGAAAUAUAAUUGUUAUUAGUAUGCCUCUAUUGUCUACUUUCAGUGAAUGGUAUCGCCGCAACUUCAGCUUGAUCUGGCCCGCCCUCAAGGUGAAUUUAAUCCGGGUUCGACGUCUGAUCCUUCGACGAUAA
This is a messenger RNA of Bursaphelenchus xylophilus (pine wood nematode), 614 nucleotides long. Lineage: Eukaryota; Metazoa; Nematoda; Chromadorea; Rhabditida; Aphelenchoididae. The record is from the annotation of a GenBank genome assembly.